AAAAAAAAAACCAUUUCUCGUAAAAACAUGAGAAAAGGUGAGAGUGAGUGAGAUUGAAUUUAAGGUAUGGCUGAGCAGAGUGCUGUGUCUCUUGUUUGAGUUUAAGUGUGCAGAAAUGGGGCAAGCUCCUUCCACCCACGGCCACGGCUAUUCUCCCGGCGCCUCCAAUCGCUUUCACGACCACCACCACCACCACCACCAUCUCUGCGACUCCUCCAAUUCCGAUUUCCACCUCUUGGACCACACAGCCGAGAUCCCCGACGAGUGCUUGGCUCUCAUCUUCCAAUCCCUCCCCUCCGCCGACAGGAACUCCUGCUCCUUGGUCUCCCGCCGCUGGCUCUCCGUCGACUCCCAGAGCCGCCACCGCCUCGCCCUCAACGCCUCCUCCUCCCUCUCCCCCGACCUCCCCUCCCUCCUCUCCCGAUUCGACUCCGUCACCAAGCUCGCCCUCCGCUGCGACCGCAAAUCCGUCAGCAUCGACGACGACGCCCUCUCCCUCAUCUCCCUCCGCUGCCCCAACCUCUCCCGCCUCAAGCUCCGCGGCUGCCGCGAGAUCUCCGAUGUCGGGAUGCUUGCCCUAGCCUCCAAUUGCAAAUCCCUCCGCAAAUUCUCCUGCGGAUCCUGUAUGUUUGGGGCCAAAGGCAUCAACGCCCUCCUCGACAACUCCUCCUCCCUGGAAGAGCUCUCCGUCAAGCGAUUGCGCGGAAUCAACGACGGAUUCGCCGCCGAGCCAAUCGGCCCCGGCGCCGCCGCCGCUUCAAUCAAAUCAAUUACGCUCAAGGAGCUCUACAACGGUCAGUGCUUCGCUCCUUUGAUUGUUGGAUCUAAGAAUUUGAAAACGCUCAAGAUUUUGAGGUGUUUGGGGGAUUGGGAUCGAUUGCUCGAGAGCAUCACUUUGGGGAAAAAUUGUUUAUCAGAGAUUCAUUUAGAGAGGCUGCAGUUGAGCGAUUUCGGUUUAAUUGCGAUUUCCAAGUGCCCUAAUUUGGAGAUUUUUCACCUGGUGAAAGCGCCUGAUUGCUCCAAUUUGGGGAUUUUAGCGAUUGCUGAGAAUUGUAGGGUUUUGAGAAAAGUCCACAUUGAUGGGUGGAGGACUAACAGAAUUGGGGAUGAGGGUUUGCUCGGCAUUGCGAAGAACAGUGCGAAUCUCGUUGAAUUAGUCCUGAUUGGAGUGAAUCUGAGCUCCGCGAGCUUGACUGCGAUGGCGAUGAACUGCCAGAAAUUGGAGAGAUUAGCUCUGUGUGGGAGUGAGACUAUCGGAGACGAUGAGAUCACUUGCGUUGCAGCUAAAUGUGUAGCAUUAAAGAAGCUCUGCAUAAAGGGAUGUCGCGUGACGGAUUCAGGGAUCGAGGCGUUUGCGUUCGGGUGCCCUAAUUUGGUGAAGAUCAAGGUGAAGAAGUGCAGGGGGGUGACGGCUGAGGUUGCAGAUUGGCUGAGGGCAAGGAGGGUGACGCUGUCGGUGAGCUUGGAUGCCGAUGAGGUGGAGCCUGAGGCUGCCACAGCCACGGAUUACUCGCUCGACUUGCCUCCAAUAGGCCAUGCUCCUCCGACUACGAGCAAUGCAGCAGCAGCGCCGAGGCUCCAGAAUAAGUCCAGGCUUAGCCUUCUUGCUGGAAGGGCCCUUGUGGCUUGUUCUUUUAGAAGGUUAUCAAACGCCAACACUUCUUCAAAUCCAUAGAGAUGCAUUGUUUUCUUGAUUCAAUCUUGAUGUUGUUUGUGUGUAAACUGUCCAAUUCACAAAGAUCCCUUUUUUACUAUAAUGUUCAACAUGAUAUGGUUAUAUCUUUGCUUCUUGA
Messenger RNA from Salvia hispanica, 1793 nucleotides. It is a transcript of the gene SKIP2, whose product is annotated as SKP1/ASK1-interacting protein 2. Lineage: Eukaryota; Viridiplantae; Streptophyta; Magnoliopsida; Lamiales; Lamiaceae. Gene Ontology annotation, biological process: SCF-dependent proteasomal ubiquitin-dependent protein catabolic process. Gene Ontology annotation, cellular component: SCF ubiquitin ligase complex. The record is from RefSeq and is a predicted model, not a curated record. Gene Ontology annotation, molecular function: protein binding.